Molecule: messenger RNA, 2733 nt
Organism: Limanda limanda (common dab)
Lineage: Eukaryota; Metazoa; Chordata; Actinopteri; Pleuronectiformes; Pleuronectidae
Product: potassium voltage-gated channel subfamily KQT member 2-like
Exons: 18
Coding region: 1-2733 (910 amino acids)
Biological process (GO): potassium ion transport; transmembrane transport
Cellular component (GO): membrane
Molecular function (GO): voltage-gated potassium channel activity
Source: RefSeq, a predicted model, not a curated record
AUGGUGCAGAAAUCUCUCAACGGCGGGGCGUACCCAACUCAAGCCGGAGAGAAGAAGCACAAAGUCGGGUUCGUUGGCCUGGACCCCGGGGCUCCCGAGUCCAGCAGGGACGGCGCGCUGCUGAUCGAGGGCUCGGGCAGCACCAAGCGGGGCAGCAUCCUCUGCAGGCGCAGGUCCAGCCUCUCCGCAGGAAGACCCCGGCCGUCGAAGAAACAUGCCAGCUACCGGAAACUGCAGAAUUUCCUCUACAACGCGCUGGAGAGACCGCGGGGAUGGGCGUUCAUCUACCACGCUUAUGUGUUCCUCCUGGUCUUCUCCUGUCUCAUCCUCUCUGUCUUUGCAACAAUCAAAGAGUUCAAAAACAGCUCAGAGAGUGCCUUGUACAUACUGGAAAUUGUGACCAUCGUGGUGUUUGGUGUGGAGUACAUCGUGAGGAUAUGGGCGGCCGGCUGCUGCUGUCGAUACAGAGGAUGGAGUGGGAGGCUGAAAUUUGCCAGAAAGCCUUUCUGUGUCAUAGACAUCAUGGUGCUGAUCGCCUCAGUGUCGGUUCUGGCAGCUGGAUCGCAGGGCAAUGUUUUUGCCACCUCAGCCAUCAGGAGCUUGAGGUUCCUGCAGAUCCUGCGCAUGCUGCGUAUGGAUCGACGAGGAGGCACCUGGAAGCUGCUCGGGUCUGUCGUCUACGCCCACAGCAAGGAGCUCAUCACGGCGUGGUACAUCGGCUUCCUGUGUCUGAUCCUGGCCUCGUUCCUCGUCUACUCAGUGGAGAAGGAGUUAAAUAAUGAAUUUGAGACGUACGCUGAUGCUCUCUGGUGGGGACUGAUCACUCUCACCACCAUAGGUUAUGGUGAUAAGGUUCCCAGGACCUGGUACGGUCGCCUGCUGGCCGCCACGUUCAGCAUGAUCGGGGUGGCCUUCUUCGCCCUUCCUGCUGGCAUCCUGGGCUCCGGCUUUGCCCUCAAAGUCCAGGAGCAGCACAGGCAAAAACAUUUUCAGAAGAGACGCAGCCCUGCAGCUGGCCUCAUCCAGGCUGCUUGGAGGUUUUAUGCUACCAACCUGUCCCGCACAGAUCUGUUUUGCACAUGGGACUUUUAUGAGGAGACUGUAGCUAUUCCAAUGUACAGACUCAUUCCACCCCUGAAUCAACUGGACCUGCUGAGGAACCUGAAGGGCAAGUCAUUCAGGAAAGAUUCUCAGGCAGAAACCUCCCCAAGUCGGAAGGCCAGCCUGAAGGACAAGGUGUUUCCCAGUCCGUCCAAGGGAUCCAUGGGCAAGGGAAAGGGCCAGUCUGAAGGGGCAGAGGAGGGGGCUGAGGGAAGUCCCAGCAAGGUCUCCAAGACCUGGAGCUUCACUGAGAAGAACCGAGGGCCCAUGCACAGCCUCAGGAGCCGGGGCAGCGCUUCACGCCAAAACUCAGAAGUGCUGAUUGAAAUGCAGGAUGAAGACUUUGGACUGAAGCGUUCUUCAGCAAUUGAAGGUUUAAUAAAGGCGAGCCUCCCAGGAGAGGAAAUGGCUGACGACAAGAGCUGCAACUGUGAAUUUGCCACCCAGGAAUUACCUCCAGGGUUGAAGGUUACAAUACGGGCAAUCUGCAUCAUGAAGUUCCUGGUGUCAAAGAGGAGGUUUAAAGAGAGCCUGCGGCCUUAUGAUGUCAUGGAUGUGAUCGAACAGUACUCUGCAGGUCACCUGGACAUGCUUUGUCGCAUUAAGAACCUGCAGUCCAGGAUAGAUAUGAUUGUGGGCCCCCCUGCCCCUUCAACACCACGCCAUAAGAAGUCCACUGAAGGUCCUAGAGUUGACAUGAUAGUUGGCAAAGGUCCUAAAGCUGAUGGAGACGCUGCAGAGGACCAGAGCAUGAAUGGACGUCUGGUCAAAGUGGAGAAACAGAUGACCGGUAUGGACAGGAAACUUGAUUUCCUGGUCAACGUGUAUGUGCAGCGCAUGGGUAUCCCUCGUUCUGAAACAGACGCCUUCUUCAACUCCAAAGAGCCGUAUCCAGCUCCGCCUUACCACAGCCCAGAGGAGAGCAAGAUGGAGAAGGAGGUGAAGGAAGAAAAGGAGGUGAAAACCUGCUCCCCUGCAGAUGUCCCAUGCUCUGAUGGGUCCUCUGAAAAGAAAGAUCCUUUACUGGGUCAGUCUGUGGCCUGGUCGGUGGGUACUCCCUCUGGCAGCCUCAGCCGCCCCUCUACCUCUUGGCAGCACCAAAUGCAGCACCCCCUCAGCCAGCCUGCCUGGAACAGCAGCGUGGCCAACACGCCAUCACCGGUCGGAGGCAGCGGCGAGCGCUCGCCCAACCCGUUCCGCCUCCCGCCUCCUCCUCCUGCUCUGGUCCAUGACCGCUCGUCAUCUGGUCCGGGGGGCAACAGCAGAGAGAGCUGCUCCAAGAACAGGAGGCGCCACAGGAGGCAGAGGUGUCAGCAGGAUGCCAUAGCUGUGGAGAGCGACACGUCUCUCUCCAUCCCGUCCGUUGACCACGAGGAGCUGGAGCGCUCCUUCAGUGGCUUCAGCAUCUCCCAGGCCAAGGAGGACUUCUUUGGGCCUCCCUUCUUCACAGGCUCAGGAGGGGGAGCGGGAGCAGGGACUGAAGCCGGACCUGGAACUUCUCUCUGUGCCAGAGUCAGACCCUUCAUAGCAGAGGGGGAAUCAGACACAGACUCCGACCUGUACGCCCCCUCACCUCUGUCCUUCACUGGAGAGGUCUCAUGUGUAGAGAGAGGGUGGCCAGGACUGAAGUAG